AGAGAACUCUCACUUUGGAGCAAAGUCAAGUCAAACAUUACUCUUCAAUCUUUACCCACAAAAGUUUACCCAAAGUGGAGCCUUCUUGUUGGUUUUGCUGUUUUUGUGUUUACUUUCUUUAAAACUAAGCAGAAAAUUAUAAUUGACAGCCACAAAAUUUGGACAGCAAGCAGAACUCCAGACAGCAACCAGAGUUUUGGAUAAUGGGCAGAAAUACUUCCUGCAAACCAAAUUUAGACAUUACGCAGAAUUCUAGGCCAUCCAUCAACCAGGAUUUUGGAAAGCACAAAAAAUUCUGAUGGCUAACAUGAUAUAAACAGAGAGGAAGAUUCAAGUCAACAACAAGAAUUUCGGACUGCAGGCAAAAAUUCUGACAGAAAACACAAUUUAAAUAGCAAGGCAAUCUAUCAGUAAUAUGGAAAAACUUGCCUCUCUUGAAGAGGUCCUUUUGAAUGGUGGCUCUAGUGUAAACAACAGUUCUGAUCCCAGUAAGACCAUAGGAAAUGAAAAUUUAACUUGCUAUUCAAAUGCGGGAUUUUUCAGCAUUCUUACUUUUUCAUGGAUCAGUCCACUAUUAAGUCUUGGCAAUGAGAAGACUUUAGAUCAUGAGGACCUCCCACUGCUUGCCGCCGAUGACAGUGCCUAUGGGGCUUUUACAACUUUUAGAAACAAUCUCGAGUCAGAGUGUGGUAGUGACCUUAGGAGAGUGACCACUCUUAAGCUGGUGAAAGUGUUAAUCUUCUCAACAUGGAAAGGGAUCGUUUUAUCCGGUUUGUUAGAAUUCUUAUGCACCUGUGCUUCUUUUGUUGGACCCUAUCUUAUUGAAAGCCUUGUUCAAUACUUCAACCAGGAACACAAGUUUAAAAAUGAAGGCUAUAUGUUGGCUAUAGCAUUUGUUGCAGCAAAGCUUGUUGAGUGUCUUCCAGAUAGGCACGGCAGAUUUAACUUGGAGCAGGUUGGAGUAAGGAUGCAAUCAAUGUUGGUGGCAAUGAUCUAUGCUAAAGGUCUGACUCUUUCCUGUCAAUCAAAGGAAGGAUACAGCAGUGGGGAAAUCAUCAACUUAAUGACUGUGGAUGCGGAAAGGGUCGAUGAACUUUGUUGGCACAUGCAUGCUCCAUGGAUAUGUGUUCUGAAAGUUGCGUUGGCCAUGUUAAUUCUCUACAAAAGUGUCGGGGUUGCUUCAAUAGCUGCUUUUGCUGCCACUGUAAUUGUGAUGUUGCUAAACCUUCCUGUGGCAUCAUUGCAAGAAAAGUUCCAAGGUAAGAUAAUGGAGUUCAAAGAUAAAAGAAUGAAGGUGACGUCUGAGAUUCUAAAGAAUAUGAAGAUUCUAAAACUGCAAGCAUGGGAGAUGAAGUUCUUAUCAAAGAUUUUUCAUCUUAGGAAGACUGAGGAGACAUUGCUAAAGAAAUUUCUAGUUAGCUCAGCUACUAUGACAUGUCUCUUGUUUAAUGCCCCAACUUUUAUUGCUGUUGUCACUUUCAGUGCUUGCUUUCUUAUAGGCAUCCCACUUGAAUCAGGGAAAAUCUUAUCUGCACUUGCAACAUUCGAAAUUCUUCAAAUGCCCAUAUACAGUCUUCCUGACACAAUUUCAAUGAUUGCACAAACUAAGGUUUCUUUUGAUAGGAUUACAUCAUUUCUUAGUCUAGAUGACUUGCAGACUGAUGUAGUGGAGAAACUUCCACGGGGUAGUUCUGACAUAGCAAUUGAAUUAGUAAAUGGAAAUUUCUCUUGGAAUUUAUCUUCCCUUAACACAACAUUGAAAAACAUAAAUCUCACAGUUUUUCAUGGUAUGAGGGUUGCUGUUUGUGGUACUGUUGCAUCAGGCAAAUCUAGCUUACUUUCUUGUAUAAUAGGUGAAAUACCUAAGAUAUCUGGGACCCUAAAGGUGUGUGGAUCAAAGGCUUAUGUUUCUCAAUCACCAUGGGUAGAAAGUGGCAAGAUAGAAGAGAACAUAUUAUUUGGCAAGGAGAUGGACAGGGAAAAGUAUGAGAAGGUGCUAGAAGCAUGUUCCUUGACAAAAGACCUGGAGGUUCUACCAUUUGGUGAUCAAACCAUCAUUGGAGAGAAAGGAAUCAAUUUGAGUGGUGGACAGAAGCAAAGAGUACAAAUAGCCCGUGCUCUUUACCAAGAUGCUGACAUUUAUUUGUUUGAUGAUCCCUUCAGUUCUGUGGAUGCUCAUACAGGAUCUCAUCUCUUUAGGGAGUGUCUGCUUGGCCUUCUAAAAACAAAAACUGUGAUAUACAUAACUCAUCAAGUAGAGUUCUUACCUGAUGCUGAUCUAAUAUUGGUCAUGAGAGAAGGAAGGAUAACUCAAUCAGGAAAAUACAAUGACAUUCUCAGGUCAGACACUGAUUUUAUGGAACUUGUAGGUGCACAUAGAGAAGCUUUGUCUUCAGUUAUGUCCUCAGAGAGAAUUCCCACACUUGAAACAGUGAAUAUCUCCACAAAGGACUCAGAUUCAUUAAGAUAUUUUGAACUUGAGCAAGAAGAGAAAAACAUAGAUGACCAUCAUGAUAAGUCAGAUGACACAGUUAAGCCAAAAGGCCAACUGAUUCAAGAGGAAGAACGGGAAAAGGGUAGAGUUCGGUUUAAGGUCUACUGGAAAUACAUCACAACAGCUUAUGGAGGAGCUUUUGUACCCUUUAUAUUGCUCUCACAGACACUUACCACGGUUUUUCAGAUUGGAAGCAACUAUUGGAUGACUUUAGAAACUCCUAUUUCUGCAACUGCAGAAACUGGUAUUGAAAGCUUUACCCUUAUGGUUGUCUAUGUUGCUUUGGCGAUUGGAAGUUCAUUUUUCAACCUUGUCAUAUCAGUUCUUAGAGAGAUAGCUGGAUACAAGACAGCCACUAUACUCUUUAAUAAAAUGCAUUUUUGCUUUUUCCGAGCACCAAUGUCAUUUUUUGAUGCCACCCCAAGUGGGAGAAUCCUUAAUAGAGCUUCAACAGAUCAAAACACAAUAGACAUAAGCAUUUCAUAUUUGGUAUGGGUAUUUACCUUCAUUUUGAUUCACCUCUUGGGAACUAUUGUUGUGAUGUCUCAAGCUGCAUGGCAGGUGUUUAUAGUAUUGAUUCCUAUCACGGCCACUUGCAUAUGGUACCAGCGAUACUAUUCUGCAUCAGCACGGGAACUGGCACGAUUAGUUGGUAUAUGCCAAGCUCCUGUUAUACAACAUUUUUCGGAAACAAUUUCUGGAUCAACAACCAUAAGAUGUUUUGAGCAAGAAUCGAGAUUUAAUGACAUACAUAUGAAACUGAUAGAUAGAUAUUCUCAACCCAGAUUAUACAGUGCCAGUGCAAUAGAAUGGUUGGCUUUCAGAUUGGAUAUUCUAUCCAUUACCACAUUUGCCUUCUGUUUGGUUUCCUUGAUAUCUUUUCCAAAUUCAAUUACUGCUCCGGGCAUUGCGGGAUUAGCUGUGACGUAUGGGCUUAAUCUAAAUGAACUACAAUAUAAUUUAAUCUGGGAUCUUUGCAAUUUGGAAAAUGAAUUUAUAUCCGUAGAAAGAAUACUUCAAUACACCUCCAUCCCAAGUGAAGCUCCUCUUACAAUAAAAGACAACCAACCAGAUCAUUCUUGGCCAUCAUUUGGAGAAGUUCAUAUCCAGGAUUUACAGGUUCGAUAUGCGCCUCAUUUGCCUCUAAUUUUACGUGGUCUUACUUGCACUUUCGCUGCUGGAGCAAAAACUGGCAUUGUGGGAAGAACAGGAAGUGGAAAAUCAACUCUAGUGCUAACACUUUUUCGACUUCUUGAACCUGUUGCUGGACAGAUAUUGAUAGAUAGUGUUGACAUAUCUUUGAUUGGAAUUCAUGAUUUGAGGUCCAGACUGAGCAUUAUUCCACAGGAUCCAACAAUGUUUGAAGGGACUGUUCGAAGCAACUUGGACCCCCUGGAAGAAUACACAGAUGAACAGAUUUGGGAGGCUCUAGAUAUGUGCCAACUUGGAGAUGAAGUAAGGAAGAAAGAAGGGAAACUUGACUCCUCAGUUACUGAGAAUGGAGAAAAUUGGAGUAUGGGCCAAAGGCAAUUGGUGUGCCUCGGCCGCGUUCUACUAAAGAAAAGCAAGAUAUUGGUGCUUGAUGAAGCUACUGCCUCAGUUGAUACAGCCACAGAUAAUAUUAUUCAGCAAACAGUGAAGCAACAUUUUUCAGAAUGUACAGUCAUUACCAUUGCUCAUAGAAUAACUUCAAUCCUGGAUAGUGACAUGGUUCUGUUUCUAAAUCAAGGGCUCAUUGAGGAAUAUGAUUCACCAAAGAAACUACUUAAGAACAAUUCUUCAUCUCUUGCUCAACUAGUUGCAGAAUACACAAGGAGAUCAAACUGUGGUUUUGGAACUUAAACUGAUACUGAAUUGAAAAUUAGCCUGGAAUCAGAUAUGUUGUUAGUGAUAUAUAUAAGGAAAACAUAAAGUGAGAUUAAAUUUCAUUAUUCAAUGAGUGCUCAAAACUGAGCAUGAGAAAAGUAUAUGGUAAUUUUGUGUAACAGUUAAAUUGAAGGACAUAUUCUGUUGAAAAAGAAGAUACAGUGAGAUUAAAUUCCAUAAUUUAAUCAGUACUCAAUGUUAGAAAGUGU
Glycine soja is the source of this 4569-nucleotide messenger RNA. Its product is annotated as ABC transporter C family member 3-like. Gene Ontology annotation, molecular function: ATP hydrolysis activity; ABC-type transporter activity; ATP binding. The transcript has 11 exons. NCBI's taxonomy places the organism in Eukaryota, Viridiplantae, Streptophyta, Magnoliopsida, Fabales, Fabaceae. The record is from RefSeq and is a predicted model, not a curated record. Gene Ontology annotation, cellular component: plant-type vacuole; vacuolar membrane. Gene Ontology annotation, biological process: transmembrane transport. Bases 416 to 4336 code for a protein of 1306 amino acids.